AGACUGACAGUCAUCUGCGCUAAUUAUUCUGGACAUGAAGCACUGUCAAUAAUAUCUAUCGCGAUCUUGUCCAUUGUUUGGGGCCACGAUUGUCCACUAUUGACAAUUUAUUAUAAUGAGCAUUAAUCAUCUAUUUUUAUUUUCCUCCAAUAUUCGUGUUGUGAUCAGGCAUUUAGCUGUUUUUUGUCUGUAUUUCCUGUGUUAAUUAUGAGCAUGUGAAGGGACUAUUUCCUACAUUUGAGUUCAAUACAUCCGAGUGGUAAAUUUGGUGUCAAAAUUGUGCAUCAAUAACCGUAUGUGGUAUCAAAAGGAACAGGAUCUCUUGUAUCUUUCUUUUUAAUUUAUAUGUUACAACAGAAUAUCAAAAUUGAAUUUAUGACGCAACAAUAUAUAUUUCAAGUGGAUUCGUUUUUCAAUUUACUUUUUAAUCUAAAAGUAUUGAAUGGAUGGGAUAUGUUUGACUUAUAUGGAUUAAAAAGACAUGACACAAAAGUGUAUAAAUCUUUGUAAAAAUGUGAAUGUUUGUGAAAACCGUGUGUUAACCAAAGUCAUAUAAAUGGUUUUGAAAAAAAAUCAAACUGAGAAAAUGAUGCUCAUGGAUGAUGGAAUUGUUUGUGAUAGAACUCUGUUGCAUUGGGGAAAUUUACUUAAGGAACUCAAAGAUGAAAUAGCUGAGGUCUCCAAUGAAAUGGAGACCAUCGAGGUCUCAGAUGAGAGCAAAAACAAUCCCAAGAAUAAACAGAUGUCCAUUGGGAAGAAGAAAUUUAACAUGGAUCCAAAGAAGGGCAUUGAGUACCUGAUUGACCACCAGCUCCUGAACAAUGACCACCAGGAAGUCGCCAAGUUUCUAUAUCAGGGAGAGGGACUGAACAAAACAGCUAUAGGGGACUACUUAGGGGAACGGAAUGACUUCAAUAUAUCUGUUCUGAAGUCCUUUGUAAAUGAACAUGAAUUCUCAGACAUGAUUCUGGUGCAGGCAUUGAGACAAUUUCUAUGGAGUUUCCGUUUGCCGGGAGAGGCACAGAAGAUUGACAGGAUGAUGGAGUGUUUUGCGGAGAGAUACUGUGAGCUUAACCCAGGAGUUUUUACCAGUACAGACACCUGUUACGUGCUGUCUUUUGCCAUCAUCAUGCUGAACACCAGUCUCCACAAUCCCAGUGUCAAGGAUAAACCGACCGUGGAGAGGUUCAUCUCAAUGAACCGUGGCAUCAACGACGGUGGCGAUCUACCACCUGAACUACUGACGAGCUUGUAUGAGAGUAUCAAGAAGGAGCCGUUUAAGAUCCCAGAGGAUGAUGGGAAUGAUUUGAUGCAUACCUUCUUUAACCCCGACAAGGAGGGCUGGUUGUGUAAACAAGGGGCCAAAAAAAUCAGUGGCAGAAUAAAGAACUGGAAGAGAAGGUGGUUUAUCCUGAAUGACAACUGCUUGUAUUACUUCCAGUUCACAACAGAUAAGGAGCCGAAGGGAAUCAUUCCUCUAGAGAACAUCUCCAUCAGGGAGGUACCAACAGACAAGGCUAACAAGCCAUUCAGCUUCGAGCUGUUUGCCACGGGACAGGACAUCAUCAAGGCUUGUAAGGUGGACAAGGAAGGAAAGGUUGUAGAAGGAAAACACAAUGUGUACAGAAUGUCAGCUGCCACCGCCGACGAGAAGGACGAAUGGAUACGUUGUAUCAGACAAAGUAUAAGCGAGAAUCCAUUUUACGACAUGUUGGCAGCAAGAAGAAAGAAGGCAGCACAUGUGAAAUGAACAGCUGUUGUUCAUGACCAAUUGAGGCCCAAAAACAUUUGCAUGUAGCUAUUUACAGUUAACCAUAUGGACAUUAAAGACCCUUGGAUCAUAUGUUUAUAUAUGGAUAUACUGAAGCAUACUCAAGAGUUCUGUACCUUUUUAUUUUUCACCAGACACUAACACGUUUUGCUGCAUAUGAACAUGCCUCAUCUUGUAUAAUUAAAUUAAAUUGAUCUUGAGAGAAUCAACUUUUUUCAAUUUCGCUAGUCUGUGAUACUUCUCAUGAUAAUUGAAUUUACAAUAAUUGCUUUUUUUAAUUGAUCUUAAUAGAAAGUAGAUUUUUUAGCCUUUAAUUCUUGCUAAAGACUGACAGAAAUCUGUGAACAUAUUGGUUCACUAUCGGGUUUUUUUUUUCAAUGCAAAUAAGGUGCAAUUUUUUAUCCAGUGUGAAUUGUCAUUAUUUAUUUAAUUUAAGGUUUAUCUGAAAAUGCUCAUUUUGAGAAGUGGUGGAAUUGUGUUUGUAAAAUUAUCCCUGAUAAUUUAAAUGAAACCAAAAACAAAAAAACAUAUUUUCUUGUGCCAGCAUAACAUUGAAUGUAUCUAUUAACAGGAUUUUUUCUUAAAUGUAUUUUGAAUCAAAGAAGUAUAUAUUCCCAUUUUCUUUUUAAAAAAAUCACUUUUUAAAAAAUUUAGCUUUUGUCUCUACUAGAUAAUUUGUUAAAAUAACUCUUUCAAUAUUUUGUAAUUUUUUGAGGGUAAAAAAAAAAAAGUCUCUGGGGGUACUUUUAAAUUUUAAAAAAAUUACCAGGUAAAUAAUUUUUACUUUAAAUUUUGUUUCUUGUUAAAAACAAUCAGUUGGAGCCCUUUUUCUGUGAUAUUCACAAGGUAACUUCUCAAGGAGGAUGUUCUAGUCCUGUAAUCACAGCAUUGUAUUACAUGUAACUCAUUAUGUACAUAAACAUUUAUUUUUUUCAUUUUCAUGCUACUAUAAUAAUUGUCACCCACAUGUAUUUGUGUAUUUGAUAUAGAAAUAAUUGAUUAAUAAACGAGGUUGGCCAUUAUCA
Messenger RNA from Saccostrea cuccullata (small rock oyster), 2796 nucleotides. Its product is annotated as cytohesin-1-like. Gene Ontology annotation, molecular function: guanyl-nucleotide exchange factor activity. Lineage: Eukaryota; Metazoa; Mollusca; Bivalvia; Ostreida; Ostreidae. The coding region runs from base 557 to 1750 and encodes 397 amino acids. The transcript has 13 exons. Gene Ontology annotation, biological process: regulation of ARF protein signal transduction. The record is from RefSeq and is a predicted model, not a curated record.